Molecule: messenger RNA, 729 nt
Organism: Linum trigynum
Lineage: Eukaryota; Viridiplantae; Streptophyta; Magnoliopsida; Malpighiales; Linaceae
Source: the annotation of a GenBank genome assembly
AUGAUAGCAACAAGCAACAGGAAGAGGCGUGGCGCCAAGACGAACCGACCCCAACAACCGCUAGCACAAUUGAGCUCAGACAAUGUGUCUAACUGGGCAGGGUCAAGGUUCUCUGUCCUUGACGACUUGAAUGACGAACUUCGCGAGGAGCCGAGGGUUCUAGAGGUUGCUAGCAAGAAAGUGAAAGAGGAAUUGGAUGGAGAUGCGGACUUGGGCGGGGAUGAUAAGGAGGUCCAGGAGCAGGCAAAGAUUGGUAGCGGUCGGGAAGUUAGAGGACACUUGGCAAAACAAAGAUUGGAGCAAGAAAAGUCUAGCAAGGGGGAAGCACGUACCCAGCCAAUGGGUAGGAUGGCACAAAAGGGCCAAAGAGGAGCGACCGCGACCCACAAAAAUACAUUGUAUGUACCGAAGCAGGGUGGCAGCGGGAGCUCUCAGAGCAAACUGAUUGUACCCAAGACACCCGCGGAUGGCCCGAAACACGUGGAAGGCGGCAGCAAGCAAUCACCCACCCCAAAGCAGAAAGGACACAAGCAAGGGGCUGACGUGGAGAAGGGGGCUCCAACUAGCAAGGAUGCCACCAGCCCUAAAUAUGGGAAACCACUAGCUCGAAGCUUGGACCUGAAUGCUGAUGUGAAUUUGCAGAGGAGAGCACAGGCUCUGGGAGAAAAAGAAACCAUCUCAACUCGUGGGGAUAACACCAAGAGUGGGAUGGAUGUGUCCUCAACCUGA